GGCGCGUUGAAGCGGAAGCCAGCAAACACUCGCGCGCUGUAGGGUUGACAUGGCGUCGUUCGCGGUUCAUCUGAUUGAUAAAGUAACGAGGAAGAAGGUUGAGAGAAAGAAAAUCGAGACAGCCAUUUUGAAAGAGCCACAUAUGAAGCACCCAUUACAAAACAGGUGGGGUCUUUGGUUCUACAAGAAUGAUAAGAGCAAAAUGUGGCAAGACAAUCUCAGGCUCAUCACAAAGUUUGACACCGUUGAGGACUUCUGGGCAUUGUACAACAACAUACAGCUGCCCAGCAAACUCUCCUCUGGGUGUGACUACUCUAUGUUCAAGGAUGGCAUAGAGCCCAUGUGGGAAGACCGGAGUAAUAAAUGUGGUGGCCGCUGGUUGAUUACUCUUGCCAAGCAGCAUAGACACACUGAACUUGAUCGUUUUUGGUUGGAAACGCUCUUGUGUCUUAUUGGAGAGGGCUUUGGCUCCUUCAGUCGGGAUGUCUGUGGAAGUGUAAUCAAUAUCCGGGCCAAAGGUGACAAAAUUGCCAUCUGGACCGCCAAUGCUGAGAACUGUGAGACUGUUACAUACAUUGGUCAAAAGUAUAAAGAGAAUCUCGGCCUCCCACAGAAGCUUGUCAUUGGAUAUCAAGCCCAUGCAGACACUGCAACUAAAAGCAACUCCAUAACCAAGAACAAGUUUGUUGUUUGAAGAUAGGGUUUGGUUUAUGAGACUGUGGAUGUCUAGAGAUUUAUAUUUAUAAUAUUCAUAAUGUUAUAUUCAUAUUGUGUUUGUGAAAGAACAUAUUAAGUGGCUGUAACUGCAGGCAUUUAAAUUAACCUUGAUGCUGUUUAAAUUAACCUGGUUAUUAUGGGACUUUGUACAUGCUGAACUUGAAAUGUUUGAGUUGCACUUUUUGUUGUAUUGGAGUUUGUCUAAAAAUGUCAUUUUUGCUUUGAAAAUUAAAACUUGAACAGCUUUUUGCAAAUGUUUCUGUGGCUGUAUACACGCGUGCAUACUGAGAGAAUGCAUUGGCUUUCCUUAAGUUUAAAAUAAAGUCCUAUAUGGAAACA
Myxocyprinus asiaticus (Chinese sucker) is the source of this 1056-nucleotide messenger RNA. Its product is annotated as eukaryotic translation initiation factor 4E-1B. Gene Ontology annotation, biological process: translational initiation. The transcript is spliced from 7 exons. Bases 50 to 694 code for a protein of 214 amino acids. Gene Ontology annotation, cellular component: eukaryotic translation initiation factor 4F complex; cytoplasm. Lineage: Eukaryota; Metazoa; Chordata; Actinopteri; Cypriniformes; Catostomidae. Gene Ontology annotation, molecular function: RNA 7-methylguanosine cap binding; translation initiation factor activity. The record is from RefSeq and is a predicted model, not a curated record.